Diospyros lotus (date-plum) is the source of this 2948-nucleotide messenger RNA. Its product is annotated as exocyst complex component SEC3A. Gene Ontology annotation, molecular function: phosphatidylinositol-4,5-bisphosphate binding. The transcript is spliced from 25 exons. The record is from RefSeq and is a predicted model, not a curated record. Lineage: Eukaryota; Viridiplantae; Streptophyta; Magnoliopsida; Ericales; Ebenaceae. Gene Ontology annotation, cellular component: exocyst; plasma membrane. Gene Ontology annotation, biological process: Golgi to plasma membrane transport; exocytosis. The coding region runs from base 115 to 2766 and encodes 883 amino acids.
UGUGCCCAAAUCGUCCCAAACUGCGACCGAUGCCUCUCUCUUCUUUAGGCACGGAUCUGUCUACUGAUCGCCAUUUUUCUCUGCAACGUAGAGCUUGAGAGGAGAAGAGUUCCAAUGGCGAAGUCAAGCGCCGACGACCAAGAGCUGAGGCGCGCGUGCGAGGCGGCCAUCGAGGGCACCAAGCAGAAGCUCGUUAUGGCGAUGCGCGUCGCCAAGAGCCGCGGGAUCUUCGGCAAAUCCGCCAAAUUGGGCCGCGGUCACAUGGCCAAAGCUAGGGUUCUCGGCGUUUGCACUAAAUCCAAAGGUCAGCGGACCAAAGCUUUCCUUCGUGUCUUCAAGUACUCCAAUGGGGGAGUUCUCGAGGCUGCAAAAUUAUACAAGCUGAAGCAUCUUUCUAAGGUGGAGGUCGCGAGUAAUGACCCCAGUGGAUGUACAUUUACGCUGGGAUUUGAUAACCUUAGAAGCCAGAGUGUUGCACCUCCUCAGUGGACUAUGCGCAAUAUUAAUGACAGGAACCGUCUUCUACUUUGUAUCUUAAACAUUUGCAAGGACAUUCUUGGUCAUCUUCCCAAAGUUGUUGGUAUAGACGUUGUGGAGAUGGCUCUUUGGGCUAAGGAAAAUACUCCCACAGUCACCAAACAGGGGAAUGUUCAAGAUGGGCCUGUUGAAGCUACUACUGCAGAAGGAGACAUGAAAGUGACUGUUGAAAGAGAACUUGUGUCCCAAGCAGAGGAGGAGGACAUGGAAGCGCUAUUAGGCACAUAUGUGAUGGGUAUUGGUGAAGCAGAGGCCUUUUCUGAGCGGCUGAAGCGGGAACUUCAAGCUCUGGAAGCAGCAAAUGUGCAUGCCCUUUUGGAAAGUGAGCCUUUGAUUGAUGAGGUCUUGCAGGGGCUUGAGGUGGCCACCAAUUGUGUUGAUGAUAUGGAUGAAUGGUUGGGCAUUUUCAAUGUAAAACUUAGACACAUGAGAGAGGACAUUGAGUCGAUAGAAACUCGCAACAACAAGCUGGAAAUGCAAUCUGUAAAUAAUAAAGCAUUAAUUGAGGAACUCGAUAAACUUCUUGACAGCUUGCGUGUCCCUUCUGAGUAUGCAUCUUGCCUAACAGGAGGGUCAUUUGAUGAGUCAUGCAUGCUUCAAAACAUCGAGGCUUGUGAGUGGUUAACUGGAGCUUUACGUGGUCUUGAAGUACCUAACCUGGAUCCUAGCUAUGCAAACAUGCAAGCUGUUAAGGAGAAGCGAGCAGAACUUCAGAAACUAAAAAACACCUUUGUUAGGAGAGCAUCCGACUUCUUGAAAACCUACUUUGCUAGUUUGGUGGAUUUCAUGAUAAGUGACAAAAGUUACUUCUCUCAGCGAGGACAGUUAAAGAGGCCUGAUCAUGCUGAUCUACGGUAUAAAUGCAGGACAUACGCUCGCCUUUUGCAACACUUGAAGAGCCUUGACAAGAACUGCUUGGGCCCAUUAAGAAAAGCUUACUGCAGCUCUCUUAAUUUGCUCCUGAGGCGGGAGGCUCGUGAAUUUGCAAAUGAGCUACGUGCUAGUACCAAAGCAUCAAAAAAUCCAACUGUGUGGCUUGAAGGUUCCACUGGUUCCAACCAAAAUGCGAACAAUGCUGACACUUCUACGGUUUCAGAGGCGUAUGCUAAAAUGCUUACUAUCUUUAUCCCCCUCCUUGUGGAUGAGAGUUCCUUUUUUGCACAUUUCAUGUGUUUUGAAGUUCCCGCACUUGUACCUCCUGGUGGUAUCAAAGGUGGGUCAAAUGAUGAUGAUUACAAUGAUGAUGAUCUGGGGAUUAUGGACAUUGAUGAAAAUGAGGGCAAAAAUGGUAAAAGUUCUGCAGAUCUGGCAAUACUGAAUGAAUCGCUUCAGGAAUUGCUUGACGGAAUACAAGAAGACUUCUAUGCUGUGGUGGAUUGGGCAUACAAGAUUGAUCCAUUGCGCUGCAUCUCUAUGCAUGGGACUACAGAACGCUAUAUUUCAAGCCAAAAAGCUGAUGCAGCAGGAUUUGUUCGCAUCUUGCUUGAUCAUCUUGAAUCUAGAAUUUCUUUGCAGUUCAGUCGUUUUGUUGAUGAAGCUUGUCACCAGAUUGAAAGAAAUGAGCGAAAUGCACGCCAAGUGGGUGUCUUGUCAUAUAUACCAAGAUUUGCAACUCUUGCUACUCGAAUGGAACAGUACAUCCAAGGACAAUCAAGGGAUUUGGUUGAUCAAGCAUACACUAAAUUUGUCACCAUAAUGUUUGUGACUUUGGAGAAAAUUUCAGCACAAGACCCCAAAUAUUCCGAUAUUAUGCUUUUAGAGAAUUAUGCUGCAUUUCAGAAUAGUCUAUAUGACCUAGCCAAUGUUGUGCCCACUUUGGCAAAAUUUUAUCACCAGGCAAGUGAAAAUUAUGAACUGGCUUGCACACGUCAUAUCAGCAUGAUCAUAUAUUACCAAUUUGAACGACUUUUCCAGUUUGCUCGAAGAAUUGAGGAUUUGAUGUACACACUCACCCCUGAAGAGAUUCCAUUCCAGCUUGGAUUGUCAAAAAUGGAUCUUCGGAAGGUGGUGAAGUCCAGCUUAUCUGGGGUUGACAAGUCUAUCACGGCAAUGUAUAAGAAAUUGCAGAAGAACUUAACCUCAGAAGAGCUGUUGCCAUCUUUGUGGGAUAAAUGCAAGAAGGAAUUUCUGGACAAGUAUGAUAGCUUUGGACAACUUGUUGCCAAGGUGUACCCCACCGAAACUAUUCCAUCUGUAGCUGAAAUGAGAGAUCUUUUGGCCUCCAUGUAGAGAAAAUUACUUUGCGGGUAAGAUAAAUUUUCAGUCACCUUGCCCCUUUAUAUUUUGUUGAUUGUUUGGGGCAUGUCAAGGUUUAGCAUUUACAGUUAAAAGAUUAUUUGUUGACUGGCAUUUCAUGUUGCUUGUUGACUAUAAAUUUAUACAUAAGUAGUCCAUCCUUUAUUGAGUUUAAA